AUGAAUGAAAUAAAACAACUAUUCGGUCUACUAUUCAAAACGGGUCUUUCCAAAGGUCUCACGAGUGUUAUGCAUGAGAUUGUACGCCAUAUCAGCCAACUGCAAAUGGAUGUGCAAGAUGGAUUGAUGAAGGAGUUGUACAUGAUUUUGAACGGUAAGCUCGAUCCACCGAAAAAGCCGGCUCUCCCUUCGCAAACGUUACAGGUGUCAAAUGUUCCCCUCACGAUACUAGCAUUGGAUACACUUGGCGAAUUUGAUUUUCAAAGACAUUACUUGGAGAUGUUUAUGCAGUUUAUUUCCGACGUAUAUGAAAAAGUGCAUCGUGAACAUCGCCAAUGGGUAUUAGCUCUUAUUCAUGGAGUUCUGAGAAGUCUAGUUAGCGCUGGAGUUGUUGAUCCUCGUGAGUGCAUUAAACAUUAA
Messenger RNA from Cooperia oncophora, 420 nucleotides. NCBI's taxonomy places the organism in Eukaryota, Metazoa, Nematoda, Chromadorea, Rhabditida, Trichostrongylidae. The record is from the annotation of a GenBank genome assembly.